UGUUCAUCUUCAUCUUCAGAUAAGUAAUAGUGUUCAUUUCCAUCUUCAGCUAAAUAAUCCUGUUCAUCUCUGUCUUCUUCAGAUUCACUACUUUUAUUUUCAUUGUUACAUUCAGUAUUGUGAAUCAUGUUUACUUCUUCAAAAGAUUCUUGGAAAGAAUGCUCUUCAAUUGUCAUAUCACUUUGUUCACACGAAUUAAUUUCUUCAUUAAGGUACAUUUCCAUCUACAAAUUAUAUAUAAAUAUGUACAAAUGUGAAAAGUGAAAAAUUUCUCAGCGAUUCCAUCAAUCACGCCUUGAUUUCCACAAUGAAAAUAUUCACUUUUCACGUUUUCACUCUAAACCAAGUUUUUACUUAUCUUACAUGAUCGAUAUCCUGAUGUUUAGAUCACUUUAUAUAAAGCAAAUAGAAAAAGAAAAAUAUGACUACCUGUGUCGCUAUUUUCUGUUCUUUUGCUCUUACUACGCGAGAAUAUUUUGUUGUUGUGGGAAUUUCUUCAGAGUCGUCUGUUAGAUAUCUUUUAUAAGGUCCUCUUUUUCCUUUUGCCAUUAUUUAUAAAUACAUAGACGUUCCUUUCUAUUUUUUGUGUGCAAUAGUUCCUCAACUUGUUGCUUAAUAUUUCAGCAAAAUAUGUAUGUUCCGUAUAUUAUCACUCGUUUACUUUAUUUUACAUUUGUGUAAACACCGACCAAAAUUUCACAAUCUAUUGUAAUGUAUACGAUACUCUUUCUCAAAAAUACGAACAACUUAAUCUCCAUUCGAGCGAUGCAUUAAACCAAUGUCGUAAAAAAUAAGAUGGCUACAAUAUUUCUGCCCGCUGCCUACUGCCCGCUAUCAGAGCAUGUGGAGGGGGUACGCAACAAAGAAGAAGUUGAAUCAGAUACCGUUAAACCGCACAUGCGUACACAUAUGUAUAUCUCCUCCUAUAGGUGCGUUCCGUUUCACGCAUAUGCGCGCAUUUAUCUAUAAUAUACGUCACAUGUACUAUAGAAAAUGCGCGCAUAUGCGUAAAACGGAACGCACCUUAUGUCUAUGUCUGACAGCGGACAGUGUCAGUUAUUAUUUUAGCGCGUUUUAUUUGGGCGCCAUUCAAUCUCAAGCAAGAUCUAGAAAAAGUUACAGAAUCGAUACCCUAGUGCGUCACUCAUAUUCCUGAGGAAGAGCGUAUCACACGCAUUGUUAACGAUUUUUUGAAUCAGUGUUAUACAUAAAUAUAAGAGGAAGUGUGAACGAGAGCGACAAUAAUACACCAUCAAACUGACAAAUUUAGCCAUAACAAUAAGCAAGAGGCAAAGCCAAGUUGAGAAAAGGAAAUGGAUAAUAACAAAUGUCUUUUGUUGGAAUUUGUUAACGAAGAUAAAAAAAUUGCUGUCGGUUAUCAAGAUUGGUUGCAAGAUAAAAUAAGUGGAGAAAAAAAAUACUUAGAUAUAAUCGAAAAGAAAAGUGAAGUAAAAAUAAAAUGGCCUAAUUGUGACAUUGCACCAGCGUUGAUAAUGAAAAAAAGAGUGAAAACAUGUGAAUGGAAGACAGUUGUAGCAAGGAUACUUUCUUUUGGUGAAUGGACCAAAAUGUGCCAACAACGAGACAAUUUGGAAAUAUAUGGAAUUUUAGAAGCAACUAAAGAGGAAAGAAAAUCAAUGUGUAAGAAACAAUGGAGCGAUGAUGAAGAGCCAGAGGAUAGUCAGAGAAAAAAGAAAUACAAAAAAAAAGAGAUGAACAUUGAAACCAAAUCUUCAAAAUUAUGGAAAGAAUUGAAAACACGUAAAACACAAGUAUCUAUAAUAGAGUCCGAACAAUCUUCAGAUGAUGACAGCUCUUCAAAAAUGUCGCAACAUUUUAUACAAGAGAACAAAACUUUGAAAAAAGAAAAUAAUGACUUAAAAAACGAAAAUGUGGCACUACGUAUUUCACUUGCUUGUAUAGAAAAUUUGCCGAAAAUAAACAAUUUGGUGGAAACCAUACUUCUUAAAACAGAAAAAAUACAUGAUAAAAUAGAUUUAAUUACGGAUUCCAACGGAAACAAUUUGAUGGAAAAUGACAUACUUCUCACAACAGAAAAAAUAUACAAAAAUGAUUUAUUUGCGAAGAAAAAUAAUAGUGAGGCUACAAAUAAUAUAAUAGAAAUGACGUCAAAUAAAGAACUUCUCAACAAUGAAAAAAUGAUUAAUCUCGGUGGGAAAGGUGUUUUAGUAAAUGCUGGUCGUCUUCGAAAUUGUAAUAGAAGUAGUAUUUCGCAAUACACAUGCGAUUUAUUAUCAGUGGUUUUUUCCAAAGAAGAACUGGCAACAUCCAGUUUGACAGGAAAAAUUGCCAAUACUAUGAAAGGAGCAAAUAUAACACCUAAACCAGCUUUAAAUUCAAAACGUCUUGAGGCAAUUGAAGCACACGUGUUUUCAAUAUUUGAGUGCAAUAAAGACACUCAAAAACUUUUUAAAGCAGCUGUCAGACAAAAAUGUAAUAAUGCUACACCUCGAGCAAGCAGAAGAAACCAAGAAGAUGACAAUAAAUAACUUUUCUCGAGUUACUCUGCAAGUACU
Nylanderia fulva is the source of this 2537-nucleotide messenger RNA. Lineage: Eukaryota; Metazoa; Arthropoda; Insecta; Hymenoptera; Formicidae. The record is from RefSeq and is a predicted model, not a curated record.